Molecule: messenger RNA, 2779 nt
Organism: Daldinia caldariorum
Lineage: Eukaryota; Fungi; Ascomycota; Sordariomycetes; Xylariales; Hypoxylaceae
Product: mitochondrial outer membrane 72K protein
Exons: 5
Coding region: 273-2165 (630 amino acids)
Biological process (GO): intracellular protein transport
Cellular component (GO): mitochondrial outer membrane
Molecular function (GO): protein-transporting ATPase activity; protein binding
Source: RefSeq, a predicted model, not a curated record
GUGUUUUCCGAUCGGUAAUAAUAAAUAAACUUACUGAAUUUUGAUAAAGCUUCCUGGCACAAAGCUGCCCGCAACCCAAAAAAAUACAAUACCAAAUCGUCAUCACUAUCAUCCUUCACUCCAUUUGUUUGUAUCUGUGACUUCGAUUGGGCCAAGCAAACCUCGACUUAUCAAGUCGUCCUUUUUUUUUUGUCGUUUCUGGUCACCCUUGUUGCCGCACUUGUUCCCCACCUCAAAAUCAAAAUCGACGACAUCCGUCCCAUUCCACCGUAAUGUCUCGUGCUUCCGCAGCUCCGCCGCCGAUGCCUCCCUUAUCACAACCUGUUGCCAUCCCCGUAGAGCCCUCCCUAUGGGAUCGCUUUACCAAUUGGGCAUCGGAUAACAAAGGACUUGUCUAUACUAUUGCUGGUGUAGCUGUUGUUGUCACUAGCGCCGGUGUCGUCUACUACCUUAACGGUGACGCUCAAAAGCAGCGAUCUGCGCAAUCUAAACCCAGCAAGAAAGAGAGACGGAAACGAAAGGAAGCAGAGCGCCAAGCCGAAGCAUCUAAGUCUACCUCUGCGGGUGACCAAGCAAAAGCUCCGACGGUGGACGCGGUCGAUGAGUUACCCGAGAUCAACGAGGAUACUGUCGCUACCUUCACCGACGAGCAGCGCCGCGACUAUGCUUUGCAGUUGAAGAAUGCUGGAAAUAAAGCUUAUGGAAGCAAAGACUACGACCGAGCUAUUGAUCUCUACUCUAAGGCCAUCCUCUGCAAGCCCGAUUCUAUCUUCUACUCUAAUAGGGCCGCCUGCUACAACGCCCAAUCUGUCUGGGACAAAGUUGUAGAAGACACGACUGCUGCUAUUAACCUAGAUCCUACAUACGUAAAAGCCCUGAACCGAAGGGCCAAUGCUUACGAGCAUCUAUCCCAGUUCAGCGAAUCGCUCCUGGACUACACUGCCAGCUGUAUCAUCGACGAGUUCAAGACCGAAUCUAGCACCAAUGCCGUCGAACGAUUGCUUAAGAAGGUUGCCGAACAGAAGGCUGACGAAAUCCUGAAGGCCAAGGAUCCUAACAAGCUACCCAGCCCUACCUUUGUAUCCAACUAUAUUCAAAGUUUCCGAGCGAAGCCGCGUCCCGAGGGGUUAGGGGACGAUGUGGAACUACCGGAAUCGACUGGAAAGGGGCAGUUGCAACUAGGGCUGAAGGCUAUGGAGAAGCAAACCCACGAAGGUUAUGAAGAAGCCGCAAAUGCGUUCGAAAAGGCGCUGGAAUUGGGCGACCUGGGUGAGCACGAGGCCCUCGCUUACAACCUGCGAGGUACGUUUAGAAAUCUACGUGGGGCGCAGGAGCAAGCUCUGCAGGAUAUGGACAAGAGUAUCGAACUCGAUCCGUCGUACACUCAAAGCUACGUCAAGCGUGCAAGCAUGCACCUGGAAAUGGGUGAUCGAGCGAGUGCUGCUGCGGACUUAGAGCAGGCUUUGAGCCAAAACGAUAGCGACCCGGACAUCUAUUACCACCGCGCGCAGUUGCACUUCAUCCACGGUGAAUUCCAAGAUGCUGCUAAGGAUUAUCAGAAGUCAAUCGACCUUGACUCUUCUUUCAUAUUCUCACAUAUACAGCUUGGUGUAACGCAAUACAAGAUGGGCUCCGUCGCGUCUUCUAUGGCAACGUUCCGUCGGUGUGUCAAGAACUUUGACAAGGUACCGGAUGUGUACAACUACUACGGAGAGCUCCUCCUCGACCAGAGCAAGUAUGAUGAAGCGAUCCAGAAGUUCGACACGGCUAUGGAGAUGGAGAAGGAGACGAAGCCUUUGGCGAUGAACGUACUACCUCUUAUCAACAAGGCCUUGGCUCUAUUCCAACAGAAGGCCGAGUUUACGGAAGCAGAGAAGUUAUGCGAGAAGGCGCUGAUCAUUGACCCCGAAUGCGAUAUCGCCGUGGCUACGAUGGCGCAACUCCUCCUUCAGCAGGGCAAGAUCACGGAGGCGCUCAAGUACUUCGAGCGGGCGGCUGAGCUUGCGAGGACGCCUGGAGAGAUCGUCAAUGCGCUCUCGUACGCCGAAGCCACGCGGACGCAGAUCCAAGUCCAAGAAAAGUACCCUCAAUUAGCGGCUAAACUCCAAGGAAUGGGCACGGGCGCGGCUGGUAUGGGAGCCGGCGCAUUCGCGGGCGCUCGCUAGAUUUAUAGCAAUUGAGCAGUAUUUUUUAAUAUAACGCAACCAUUCACACACACACACUCACACAAUUGCGCGCGCACACACACAUUUAAUAUAGGGUAUAUCACUUCGCGACUCUACUUAUCGCCCACUUGUUCUAUUCUCCCUCCUCCUCCUUCCCCACCGAAUUGAGACCAGACUAGGAAGACACGUUGAGAAGUUGUUGAAGGGCGAAAUGCAUUUUAGGGUUCUCACGGGAAAUUACUAAAAAAAGAACCAUACGCCCUGGAAAUGUCUUUUGCAUUAGGAACCUUUUUGGGGGGGGGAGAGGGGGGGGAGGGGGAGGGGAGCUCCCUCCGAGACCUGCAGAACCUAAGGAUGAAAUCCAUUUGUAAUUUUUCUUUUCCCCCGUCGUCGUGGUCGUCCUGCUCGUUUUCGUUGUACCUAGUUAGUAUUGUACAUAGUUUAACGCCUAUACUCCUUUUUCGUAUUCUUCUUUGAAUUCGAGACUGACGCACCAGAAACAUUUGGUGGUCGGGUAGUUGUUCUAGAGAGAUGAGAUAAAAAAAAAGAAAAGGGGGGAGGGAAGGGGAACUAGGUAGGUAGGUAGUGGUUGCAGGUUCCGCCCUCGGCCUUAC